CGUAGUCAUGGCUGUCAUGCGCCAUAUACGAAUAAGCUCAUAACAUUCUUGAACUGAGCUUAGCAGUGUACAACAGCGGAACACGACAGCAGUGUCGUGCCAAAACCAACCAACAAUCAAAUUACCAAAAGGAAAUAUCUCCAGGACAAUUGAGAAGGCUCGAAUCUAUCAUGACCGUAACGAUUGAUGAAGUGUUCAAAAAGAUCGGCGAAUUUCGCCGGUAUCAAUGGUACAUCAUCACUUUGAUUGGAUAUUGUACCUUUGCUGCUACCGCUAUUAAUGGUUCGAUAGUGGCGUUUAUUGCAGCCGAACCUGAUUGGAAAUGUGUUGAGGGUUACAUGAACAACACGGUGUGUAGAUUUAACACAUCCAUAACAUUAACUAGCAAAGAUUACAAAGCCAGGUGUAAAAUGCCGAGGGAAGCGUGGACGUUUGUAGACGAUUUUACAUCCAUCGUUACCGAGUAUGACCUGGUAUGCGAUGAUUCAAUUCUUUUGUCAUUUGCUCAGUCAGCCUCAUGGGUUGGAAUGCUGAUUGGUCUACCGAUUGGUGGGCUCUUGUCUGAUAAAUUUGGAAGACGAAAACUGGUUUUCGCGGGAUUUCUGGCCAAUGUCGUUGCAGCCAUUGUUGUGGUCUACCCCAAACAUUUCCUGGUCUUUAUAUUUUGUCGACUAUUGUUUGGAUUUGGUUACGGUUUUCAAAAUUGCUCUUCGUAUCCGUUAAUGAUGGAAUAUACGACGGCGAAAUAUCGCUCAUGGCUUAGCUUUGUUCUCUUCACGUUUUUCACGCUUGGUGUCGCAACGUUACCCCUGAUUGCAUUCUUCGCCCGGGAAUGGAGAACGUUCGCACUAAUAACUGCUGCGUGUGCUGCACCUGUCUUGGUGAUAAUCUGGUUCAUACCAGAAUCACCGCGAUGGUUGUUGUUAAGCGAUAGCGAAGACAAAGCAAGAAAGCAACUUUUGAAGGUCGCCAAUAUGAACAAAAGGACUUUACCCGACGAUGCCCUUGAAAAACCCAUCAAUUUACAACGAGCUAGCUUUAGGCAACUGUUCUCGUCAUGGAAAGUGGCGAAAAUUACUUUAAUUUGCUGGAAUCUGUGGUUUACUGUUGCUCAUGUGUACUACGGUGUGUCUUGGGGUUCAGUUGAUCUUGGUGGGAAUAGGUACCUGAAUUUUUUCCUGCUCAUGGCUGUGGGUUUGCCGGCAAAUUUUCUUGUUAUUUGGACUGUUGACAGAUUUGGUCGUAAACUAUGUACUAUUUCUAGUCUGGUAACGACAAUGGUGGCGUCCGCGAUUUCGGCUUCAAUUCCAGCGGAUCCGACUCCUGCUAAUGUUGGUAUUCGUGUUACGGCGGCUAUCAUAGCUAAAUUUUCCAUUGGUUUCUGCUUCGUUAUCUGUUAUUUAUGGACAUCAGAACUUUACCCGACAGUGAUUAGAUCAACUGGAAUGUCUACAUCCUCAGCUGUGGCAAGAAUUGGUUCAUUUGCUUCCAGUUACGUCAUUUGGCUUAUUCGUGUGCAUUCUGCACUGCCGUACAGUAUAUUCGCUGUAAUAUGCCUUCAGGCAGCAGUAUUUGCAUUAUUCCUACCAGAAAGCAAAGGAAAAGCGACUAUGGAGACAAUGAGAGAUUUAAAGGCAACGGGGAAAGAAAAGGAAAUCGAUUUGUUGGUACCAACCGGAAACGAGAAAAGUAACUGCGUUGAAAAAGAAGUGACGAGAAACUAAAUAUUGACUACGAUUUUACGAUUUAAAUCAAAUUAACCAAUUAGUAGUGCUUAGUUGUAUUUUGUAUUUACCGAUUGCAUAAAGAGGAAUUAAGGUUUGGGCCAGAUGCUCAGGAGCGUUUCAUGUCAAGGA
Molecule: messenger RNA, 1856 nt
Organism: Dendronephthya gigantea
Lineage: Eukaryota; Metazoa; Cnidaria; Anthozoa; Malacalcyonacea; Nephtheidae
Product: solute carrier family 22 member 16-like
Exons: 10
Coding region: 171-1724 (517 amino acids)
Biological process (GO): transmembrane transport
Cellular component (GO): membrane
Molecular function (GO): transmembrane transporter activity
Source: RefSeq, a predicted model, not a curated record